This is a messenger RNA of Lactuca virosa, 1885 nucleotides long. NCBI's taxonomy places the organism in Eukaryota, Viridiplantae, Streptophyta, Magnoliopsida, Asterales, Asteraceae. The record is from the annotation of a GenBank genome assembly.
CAUGAAUUUACGUUAUCAUAUUUCUUGUAUUGUCCAGAAUUCUUAUAUAUAUAUUAAAGAGGACCAUUUCAUUGAACAGUGAACAUUCUGAUUUUUUGGCAAAAAUGGCCCAUAGGUUUUCAUAUUUUGGGUUGUUCAGAUUUUUGGCAUUAAAAUUUGUGGUAUUGACAAUUUGGUCCCUUAGAAGAGAAGAAUGGAGCUGGUACGUGUCGCUCCCCCGCCUUCCCCCAACGGUUCUGCUUACCUUCCCCCACCUGCUUUCUCAUCCACCUAUGCCCUUUGGGUCGAGAAACGAAGAGCCUCUGUACGACACCGAAGCUUUCCGGUUUACCGGAGGCGCCAAGUUGUUUGAUCGUGAACAGGAAUGGUACACGUUCACCUCCGUGAAGCUGAAUAGUGACGGCCGCAUAGUCGAUUCUGUCUUUCUUUUCGAAUUUGAUGGUGCCAUCGGAGGAUACUUCGAGAGGGCCCUCGAUUUCAUCGAGGGUGUAGGUCAAUCGGGUCAUGAGUUUGGUUUUUUGGAAUUGGGGCUUUCUCAUCCAUCGACGACAUGUUCCUUCAAACUAUUCUUUUAUCAAUUCCACUUUCUGGCUUACGAUCAACCGAAUAGGUCGACGCCUAUUGCUCAUAUUCACAGUCACCGCUUCCACCUCCUAGAUAACAUCGAUGUCUCGACGCACUCGACCCCUAGAUAGCACCCACACCUGCAAUCGGUUCAGAUGAUUACAUGGAUUUUCUCUCCAUCUGUUACGCCAUUGGUUCAAUUUCGUCUAUCAAUGGUUUGGACUCAUGAAUUAAUGGUUGCUCUUCAGGCAGUAUUUUUGCUUUCGUCUAUCAAUGGUUUGGACACAUGAAUUGAUGGUUGCCCACCAACUGUUUGAUAAAAAGUUGGCUCAUGUUUCCUUCAGAUUGUGUCCAUAACUUGGACACUUUGGGCCCACUGAUAGGAACCUACCUUCUUUUAUUUGUAUCUUUUAGUGAAUGGCUUACAGGUGAACAGGUUCUUGGUAAUACUACACAAUAUCACCCCAAGUUAUUGAAUUCAAAGAAGGACAUGGUGUUGUGUCAAGGGAUAAAGCAUUGUAGCAUGCAAGAAGACCAAAAGUUGAUUUGGUUGUGCCGGUGUACCUUGAACAGUGUAGUUAAUUGGUAUCAAGAAGCCAGAAAACAUAAUCAGACGGUGAUCCCGGUCAUGGUUGGCAGCAAGUUUGAUUUUGCUUCUAGGAUUUUGAUUAUUUCUGAAAUCAAUUUCUUGUGGCAACAUCACCACAUUGUAGAUGAUGUGCCGAUAGGGUGAUCCUCGGUUGAAUCAACAAAUGGUUUUCAGGAUGAUCCACAAGAAAGGUGGCAUAUGGAAGCUGUAACAUAAACAGUUCACCUGUUUGCAGUUGUAUGGAAGCGUUUGAACCAAGAAGCUCAAAAGAUUAGAAUGCAGGAGAUUCGUCUUAGGUGUCUUGCUACUCCUUACACUGAUAAGAUCAUUGCUGUAUACAUUUGGAUUGGAGGUUCUGGAACAGAUGUGUGCACGAAGUCAAGGAUAUACACUCUAGAAGGAUUUGCCUGGAUUACCGGUCGAAGUGGAGCAUCCUUCAGGGGCUGAUUCGAGAUUUGCCUGGAUUACCAGUCGAAGUGAAGUUUGACCCGAAAGAUCAAGAAGUUAUUGAGCAUUUGAAGGCUAAGGUUGGGUGUGAUACAAAUGAGCUUCACCCCCUUAUUGACCAAUUCAUUCAAAUGACCCUUUGAAGCGAACAUUGCACAUAUAUUGCUCCAGAUUAUAAGUGGAGUAUCAUAAUCUUCAGCUGAUUGUAGAACUCAAGUGGAAUGGUUGGAAGAAUGCGUUGAAGACCUAAUAAGAAUAACUUGAAGAAUGAAUAAAGUUUGAUCA